AAAAUAAGUUUUAUGACAGACAAAUUUCAAAUAACAAAAGUAGUAUUCAAAAACUUUUUAAUCUAAUUAAGCCACAUAUUGAAUCAAAAAGCAGCAAAUGUUUAUUUAUAUUGUGCUAUUCGAUGUACAAAUUCCAGAAAUGGUCCACAUCUAAUGAAUUAGAUAAUAAAAGAUUUUUACUUUGUACUGAUGGUGAAAAUGAAUAUUGGGAAAAGCUUUUGUUGGAUUAUCGUUGUGUCAGAGAUGACAAUGGUAAAGUAUUUUGCUAUAAAUUAGAACAAUCAAAUAUUUUGACUUUAGAAGAGCAAAUUUACAUUUUAACAUCUAUUCCAAAUGAUCAUUUCUGGAGUUGGAGUAAUCAGAUAUCCACCAAUAUAAAGUUUGAGCAAAGAUUACCAACUUGUGUUAGAUAUUUUGCUGCCUCCCCAAGAAAUAGAAUCAUACAAGCAUGUUGUUAUCGUGAAGAUCCUGGAAAAAUAGUUUCAGCAGUGUUAGAGGUUCUUAUGGGUAGAAAUGAUGUUACUAUCCCAUAUGCUAAGGAAAAAAAAGUUUUGAUGGUUAACAUUGAUGCUGAUAUAACAUGUAAUAAGAAACAAAGUAAAACGUAUGGGCACCGCAAAAGGCCUUUUAAUAAAAUAUCUAUCGAAACGUUAUCAACAAAUAUUAAUUGUAGUAAUGUUGAAGAACUUCCAUCAUCGUCGAACACAUCGUCUGUUCAAUUAAAUCUGUUUCAAUAUUAUUGUGGACAGUUGUUUAAUCACGGUGUUUUAAAAUGGAGAUAUAUGGAUGAAACUAUGCAUAUAGUUUUAAUGAAUGAUUAUGAUUCUGAUACUGGUGAUUUCCUUUGUAAUGACUUCAUUCACAUCAGUGUCACAAGUUCAACUUUGUCUCCAAUUUAUAAUUGUUCAUGCAAGAUAUUUUCAAUUUCAAGCAGCCAUGUAGAUGCUACUAUUGUUAAUUAUUGCCUGCAUGUCCGUUUGUUAAAAAGCCUACUUUCUCUAUUGGCUCCAUUUGUAGAGCCAGCAUUAAAUGAUACCUGUUAUAUAAAUGUUUUUGUAAUGAAUGAAGGGCUCAAGUUUUCUUCAAUUCCAGUCAUUGAAUUACCAUCACGACUUAAUGUCAAUAAAUUUUCUGUUGUAGCAAAUCAAUCUGUAGCUAUUGUGACUAUUUAUAAAGUUUCAGGUAGUAAUAGGAGAGUUGCUCAAUGCCACAACUCUUCGUGCAUGGUUAAUGAAGGCUCUAAAAGAGCUUUAAAAUACUUAAAUAGUGAAAGUGUAAGCGAAGUCUGCUGUCAUCUAGUGAAAUUAAGAGAAUGUUGGGAUUUGAGUUCUUUUAACAGUGACUUGAAUGAAGAUUUUGAUACUGAUGUACUUCCAAUGGAUGGUAGUGAACUUCCAGAUGAAAAGUGGAUUGAUUUAUUUGAUGAUGCAACGGGUCUUUGGAAAUUUGGUAUAAGUGCCCCCAGUAAGCAACAAGUGGAUCGAGAUCCAUUUUCUCCAGGAUUGGUAAGAGAAUUAAAUAAAAGAGUCCAAUGGAUACAUAAUCAAUCAGUUUAUCCUUCCUUUGAUGGUGUUUGCGAAUGUGGGGCUGGAUGGACUACCGAUGCUCAUCCAGAAGGACAACUUUUCCCCAAUGGAACAUCCAAUUUAUAUACAGACAGAGGUGUUAUACUAGUGCAUGUUUUCUUUCGACGUUGUGUUGGAAUGUCAUGUAUAAGGUAUUGGGAUGGUGCAGAACAUUGCGUGUUUCGAAUAUCCUCAUCUACAUGUGCUGGGUAUGAAAUUGGUUGGGACUUCGUUGAUUCCGUUCAAACCAGUGGUCAAACCUUUAGCGGUUAUUUUACUAAUGUGAGUAAUCGUUACAAGCGUAUGUGUAACAAUGCGUUGCCAUUUAUGUCAAAUUCGGUUUUUAUUAGUUGGUUUUUUGGAUGGACAUCUCACAUGGGGAUUGACUUUCGAGAACAGUGCACAAUGUGCGGAGACAGCAAUCGCAUUUUAGCUUGUGAUGGAACGAAACUUGGUAUUGGGUUUAAGCAAACCUUUGUAAAACCUAUUGAGACUCCAGAAAUUGAAGAAGUUUCAAAAACAACAUUCCGGAAAUUUGAUCGGUGUUUCAUUCCAAAUACCAAAGAAAAAGACCCUAAAGAUUUUGCACAAGCAAGAAAAUCUAUCCGCACUGUUUGCGAAACGAUAAUGAAUCAGUGCACUAAUCAUGAUGUAUUAUCUUUAGCAGCCUCUAUAGAUUUUUGUAUACCAGUUUAUGCCAAAGCUGCUUUUAACAGAAUGUUAACUGGAAUAGAUUGCUCUCCGCAAGAAAGAACAGCACUUGCAGAAUUUUUUUUGUUACUUGCAGCUGAUGCAUCAAUGGAUUCCUUAAUUCCAUAUAGAUUUUGUUCUGAAGUAUCAUCUUUUAUGAUGUUGGUAUUGGAAAAUUGCGUUACUAUUAAUGAUGUGAAAAUUUUUGUACAUAAAUCUAAAUAUUACUGCCCUGAAUUGUCAUCACUUGUACUUAAUUCUGUUAAUUGUUCUUCAAAUGGAAACCCACGCUCUGAUGUAGCAAUGCUUGUUGAUUAUAUUGCAAAAGCUAUAAUUAACAUUCAUACAUUCAAUGAACCUUGUGGAGAUAUCAGAGUAAUUGAAAAUUCUUAUAAUCCAGCUAAGUAUGGUCGCGCAUACUACUUUACUCAACAUGGAUGCCAAAUUAGAAGGAUGCGCGACUUUACUAUAGAUAAAGAAGAUCGCAAAAAAAUUGUUUUUGAUGACCAUCCAGAUGUCAGCUGCGAUAAACAAUUUCCUUCUGUUUCAAAGAAAGGAACAACUUAUGCAUUUUUUUGGUUCUGUCCUGUUCAUGGCCAUUGCUAUGGAUUUCAUAUAAUUCCUGGCAGUGAAGGUCGAAAGGAUCCUGCAGCGUCGCUUUAUACUCAUUGUCCAGAAGCUCCGGACGAUCUAUUUUAUGAUUUUGCAUGCAAUUUAUCUGAGUAUUGUAAAAACAGAGAGUCGCAGUAUUUUUCGAAGACUAGAUUCUUUCAUGAUAUUUUUCAUGGAUACACGCAUAAGUGUUCCAAUGCUUUUAAGUACAAUCGUUUGACUAAUUCAUCUCAGGUAAAUACGUCCAUAUGCGAACAAUUUAAUAGUUAUAUUCAAAAGAUCAAGCGUUCAGCAAAGUUAAUGUCGCAAGCGCAUUUUAUGUUUCACGUACAAUUUUUUAUAUAUCUUUGGAAUAAAUCAAAGCGAAGCUCGUUUCAAAGAAAGCUGAAUAUUGUUCAGCAAGGAUCUCAAAAUUAA
Hydra vulgaris (swiftwater hydra) is the source of this 3284-nucleotide messenger RNA. RefSeq lists its product as uncharacterized. The record is from RefSeq and is a predicted model, not a curated record. NCBI's taxonomy places the organism in Eukaryota, Metazoa, Cnidaria, Hydrozoa, Anthoathecata, Hydridae.